Messenger RNA from Alternaria alternata, 2670 nucleotides. RefSeq names its product serine/threonine-protein kinase cot-1. The transcript has 5 exons. NCBI's taxonomy places the organism in Eukaryota, Fungi, Ascomycota, Dothideomycetes, Pleosporales, Pleosporaceae. Bases 375 to 2261 code for a protein of 628 amino acids. The record is from RefSeq and is a predicted model, not a curated record. Gene Ontology annotation, molecular function: protein serine/threonine kinase activity; ATP binding. Gene Ontology annotation, biological process: intracellular signal transduction; peptidyl-serine phosphorylation.
ACGGGACGCGUACCGUGCUGGCUCAAUGCAGAGAGGCGGCACAAGCAAAGUGAAUAGCCAACACGGGAGAGAGCACAUGCGUCGACUUGGCCGGGUGUCUGAAACACAUUGAGGUGUUGGAAGUGUUCCCCGCUGUGGUGGCCCCUGCUGCACCCUAAAGUUAUCCCUGACCGAGCUACUGCGGCAGUCCCCAGCACCUCCCUCUCCUUGCCAGCGUUGCACUGAAGAAACCUCUGCAGUGCGAACACCGUCUCGACCGCCCAGACUCGCACCUCCUUCCGCUAUUGAGUCAACCUCCAAGACGUGAUCCACGGCCGCACACCGACUCCCCCCGACUCCCCUCCGAGUGCAUCGUGUACAACGACUCGCCCACGAUGAACAACAACCAGCAGGGCAACCGCCUGCAGCUCAACUUCGGCUUCGGAGGCGGCGACCGAAACAAUCAGUACCAGCAGGAAGUGGGCAGAGCAUUCCCCACGACGCCCUCAACAUUCCCGCAACCUGUAUACCCCAACCAGGCCGGCCAGCAAGAGGUCUGGGGCGCCCAGCAGGGCAAUGGCUACAAUGGCGGCGGCGGCUACUUCAUGAACCCCUACCAGCAGGCACAGUACCAAGGGCAGCAGGGCAACCUGCAGGCGCCAGGCAGCCAGCGCUUCGACCAGAGUGCCAAUGGCCUCGCCCAACAACUCUCGCACCAACACCUCUCGGGCGGCGGUCGCUCUGGAAGCCCGUACGGCCGACAAGGCUCGCCCAACCCCGGACGCCCCCGCACCGCAGACAACAGAGGAGGCUACGGCUAUGGAAGCCAGGGCGGCAGCUCAGGGCCCCGCCAGGGCCCCUCGCUGUACGACGAAGAGGCGCCCCAACGAAACCCCACAAAGUACUCGGAGAACGUAGACAAGCAGGCCAUGGUCUCCAAGAGUCUGAUCAACACCUUCUUCAAGGACAGCGUACAGCGGGCACGCGACCGGAAUCAAAGAGCUCUCGAACUCGACGCCAUCAUGAAGGAGCCCUCUUUCUCCGACAGCCGGAAACGAUCCAAAGAAGACAGCAUGCGCCGUGCCGAAGUCGAAUACUUGCGCUUCCUGCGGACAAAGGAGAAGCCCGACAACUUCUCCACGCUCAAGAUUAUCGGCAAGGGUGCUUUUGGAGAGGUCAAGCUGGUCCAACGGCGCAACGACGGCAAGAUCUAUGCGCUCAAGUCGCUUGUCAAGCAGGAGAUGUUCAAAAAAGACCAGCUGGCCCACGUACGGUCAGAACGUGACAUUCUCGCAGAGUCUGACAGUCCUUGGGUUGUCAAGCUACACACAACCUUCCAGGACAACACGUUCCUCUACAUGCUUAUGGAGUUUCUGCCAGGUGGUGACUUGAUGACCAUGCUGAUCAAGUACGAAAUCUUUACCGAGGACAUUACGCGCUUCUACAUGGCCGAGAUCACGCUUGCGAUAGAAGCAGUCCACAAGCUUGGUUUCAUUCACCGUGACAUCAAACCCGACAACAUCCUUCUGGACCGAGGUGGCCACAUCAAGCUGACAGAUUUCGGUCUUUCGACCGGCUUCCACAAGGAGCACGACGCAGGCUACUACAAGAAGCUCCUCGCAGGCGGCGCCCACAAGUCGAACCGAGACAACAGACAAUCCAUGAAUCUCGACCAGAUUCAACUCACUGUCAGCAACCGUACCCAAAUCAACACAUGGCGUAAAUCUCGUCGCCAGCUUGCCUACUCGACCGUCGGUACGCCUGAUUACAUUGCGCCCGAGAUUUUCAGCGGCCAGGGCUAUGACUACAGCUGCGAUUGGUGGUCGGUGGGUACGAUUAUGUUUGAGUGUUUGAUUGGCUGGCCGCCGUUCUGCGCUGAGGAGCCGCAUGAUACUUACCGCAAGAUUGUUGAUUGGCCGAGGAACUUGCACUUCCCUCCUGACCAGCAACUUGGUGCUGAGGCUGAGGACUUUGUUCGCCGUCUGAUAUGUGACGCCGAACACCGCCUUGGCCGCAUCGGCGGCGCCAACGAGAUCAAACAACACCCCUUCUUCAGAGGUGUUGCUUGGGACGGUCUCCGCCGUAUCCGCGCGCCGUUUGAACCUAAGCUGCAGAGUAACAUUGAUACGCAGUAUUUCCCCAUUGAUGAGAUUGACCAGCAAGAUACAUCUGCUGCGCAUCGGGCGCAGGCUGCGCAGGCGGCUAAUGAGGAUGAGUAUGCGACGAGUUUGCCGUUUAUUGGGUAUACGUAUAAGAGGUUCGAUGCGUUUAGGGGGUCGUAGACGCCGUUUUCGUCGUCGUUGGGUAGUGGGGAAGAAGAAGAAGACCAUGAUGAUGAUGGAAGAUGGAGGAGGCGUUGUUUAUGAGGUGGGUGGGGAGGGGGGAACCAUGUGUUCUUCGAACAUGAAAGCAAUAGCGGGCUCGUUCGAUUUAAGGAAGAGGACACACGAGGUUUCUUUGUCUUUUCCGUCCUUGUCCACUGCCCCAUGCCCUGUUCUUCCUCUACAAACAUGACAUAUGCUCUGGUUGGCUGGCGGAUACCAUCAUAUCAGAACCGAUAUAACUACUAGGUAGUGUUCGCGCAUUUGCGCGCAGAUUAUCAUGGCGGAGAGGGUGGUCACAAGGAAGAAAUCAAAAGGCUUUUUUUUUCUUCCCCCCAUCAGGUAAAACGCAGAUGUGGCAAGAGAGGUC